Populus euphratica (Euphrates poplar) is the source of this 3270-nucleotide messenger RNA. Its product is annotated as probable ubiquitin-conjugating enzyme E2 24. NCBI's taxonomy places the organism in Eukaryota, Viridiplantae, Streptophyta, Magnoliopsida, Malpighiales, Salicaceae. The record is from RefSeq and is a predicted model, not a curated record. Gene Ontology annotation, molecular function: ubiquitin conjugating enzyme activity. Bases 319 to 3096 code for a protein of 925 amino acids. The transcript has 8 exons.
AUCUCCUUUGGCAUUAGGAACUUCUUCCUGUUAUCCCAUUAAGGAAAAUUUUUGGUGUUUCGAACGUCAUCUCUGCCUUUAAAGGUUAGGAUAUCUUGUUGGGAUAUCUAUAUUGAUCCUCAGCAUUGAUUGAGAAAAUACAUAACUGUUCAACCCAUUCCACAUUAUUUCCACCUGUAGUUUGAUCCUCUGGCACACAACCAUUUGGUUAUCCACUGCCAGUGUGUUUAUCGUAGCAUUACAGGCGCUGCUCUUGGACAGUUGCUUGAAAAAAGUGUUAAUUGAACGAGCUGAAGUUUAUUUAUAUCGGUGUACGCGAUGGAUAUGCUUCCUAAUGACUCUGAUUGGGAAAGUUUCAGUGGAAAUUACAGUAGCAGUGAGGACAUAGAAGAACUUGAUUUUCUGUAUUGCGGGAGGGCAAGCAGCAUUCUCUCUAGUCUGGAGGAAAGCAUAGGGAAGAUUGAUGAUUUCCUCUCAUUUGAGAGGGGCUUCAUACAUGGAGACGUUGUUUGUUCUGCGACCGAUCCAUCUGGACAGAUGGGCAGAGUUGUAAAUGUCAAUAUGCUCGUCAACUUGGAAAGUAGUCAUGGAAGAAUCAUAAAAGAUGUUGAUUCAAAGAAGCUUUUGAAGAUUCGUUCCAUUUCAGUGGGGGAUUAUGUGGUUCACGGACCCUGGAUAGGAAGGGUUGAUGAAGUUAUUGAAUCUGUCAGUGUCAUUUUUGAUGAUGGGACAUCUUGUGAGGUCACUGCAGUGGAUCAAGAAAAGCUCUCCCCAAUUUCCCCCAACAUACUUGAAGAUUCGAUGCAUCCUUAUUAUCCAGGACAGAGAGUGCAGAUCAGGCUCCCAGCGCUGUCUAAAUCAGCUACAUGGUUAUGUGGAGCUUGGAAUGAAAAUCAGGAUGUAGGGACUGUUUCUGCUGUAAAAGCAGGUUUGGUGUAUGUAGAUUGGCUUGCCUGUGCUCUUGUUGAUAGUGAUUUGAGUUUGCCUGCUCCUCAGCGUUUGCAGGAUGCAAAAAAACUCAAUUUGUUGACAUGCUUUUUGCAUGAAAAUUGGCAACUUGGUGACUGGUGUUUGCUUCCUUUGGCUGAUUGUACGGGUGGGAAGGAGCGGACACUUUUUGAUGCAUCUAUCAUUGAGAUCAUCGAAAAGGACAGGACGAGGGGCCAGGGGUUUACGGGAUUGGACCCCUCUCCAGUUUUUCAGGAUAUUUUUGUUAUUGUGAAGACAAAAACCAUUGUUAAUGUUGUGUGGCAGGACGGUAGUUGCUCGCAGGGAUUGGAUUCAAAGUCUCUGCUCCCCGUAAACAUUGUCAACGCUCAUGAUUUCUGGCCUGGGCAAUUCGUACUAGACAAGGGUGCUUGUGAUGAUCCAUAUGUUUCAGGCAACCAAAAAUGGGGUUUUGUGAAUUGCGUGGAUGCAAAGGAACAGGUUGUUAAGGUGAAAUGGAAAUCCUUUGGAGGGAACCAGGCCGACAUUGUAGGAAGUGACCAGAUUGAGGAAACUGUUAGUGCUUAUGAACUGGUUGAACACCCUGAAUACUCCUUCUCUUAUGGGGAUAUUGUAUUUAAAAAUUUGGAUCAAGCUAAUAAAGAUCACUUGAACAGAGACUCUGGAAUGGGUGCGGAUGCUGCUCUUGAAGGCAGUGACCAUGGUAAAGAUCAGGUUGAUUACUUGUCCAGUAUCGGAUGUGUGACAGGUUUUGAAGAUGGUGAUGUUGAGGUGACAUGGGCUUCUAGUCUCAAAACCAAGGUUUCACCUAAUCACAUUUUUCGAAUUGAUAGAUGUGAAGUUUCUGCCGAAACAAUCAUGCAACAUGAACAACGUGAAGAGGAAGUGAUUAAAGAGACGGUUGAUCAUGAAGAACAAUUUUCGAUCCUGAAAGGAAAGGACUCGCUAAAUUCCAUUAGCUCUGGCAAUGAGAAUGCUAAGUGCCCACGGGAGUCUAGUUCCUUUUCCCGUCCUGAAUUCACUCUGGGAUUUUUCUCAAGGAUUACAGAAGGUAUAUUUGGAUCCUUUGGUUCCACAUCAGUGUCUGGCCCAAUAGCAUCUGAUUCUAUUUCUGAAGAUGGAAAUCGAUCCAAGACACCUGAGGAGAAAGAAAAGCUGGAAACUUGUGAUCUGUUUAUGGAGUUUCAACCUUCAGUAGCAGGUGACAUCCUGAGAUUUGAAGGGACAAGUUUAAAGCCAGAAGCCAAUGAUGAUCAGGAAGGAAAAGAACAUCAAUCUUCAUCUGCCAGCAAUAGUUCAGAACAGUUCAAACGAUUUGAUAUGGUUGUUGAUUGCUCUGACCACCGCUUUCUUGAUGGUGAAGGCAAUGCACUGGCAUUGUCUCAGGUGAAAAGAGGUUGGUUGAAGAAAGUUCAACAGGAAUGGAGUAUUCUAGAAAGCAAUCUUCCUGAGUCAAUCUAUGUCCGCGUCUAUGAGGAUAGAAUGGAUCUCCUUCGGGCAGCCAUUGUUGGUUCAAAUGGAACUCCAUAUCAUGAUGGGCUGUUCUUUUUCGAUAUAUUUCUUCCACCGGACUAUCCUCGGGAACCACCUUCGGUGCAUUAUCGCUCUGGUGGACUUCGAGUCAAUCCGAAUUUGUAUGAGUCUGGAAAAAUCUGUCUCAGUCUCCUCAACACAUGGACAGGCUCAGGCUCUGAAGUAUGGAAUCCAGAAAGCUCCAGUAUUCUCCAAGUUCUUCUCUCCCUCCAGGCCCUUGUGCUUAAUGAAAAACCAUACUUCAACGAAGCUGGGUAUGAUAAGCAGAUAGGAAGAGCAGAGGGAGAGAAAAACUCUAUAAGCUAUAAUGAAAAGGCAUUCCUUAUGACAUGGAAGUCCAUGCUUUACCUUAUUCGCCAACCACCAAAGCAUUUCGAGGCCCUCGUGGAGGAGCACUUACGUGAACGUUCCCAGAAUAUUCUAUCGUCUUGUAAAUCAUAUCUGGAAGGAGCUCCGGUGGCGUAUGCACCUGACAGUGGAAAGACUCGGCAUGAAAGUCAAAACGGUGCUUCUACAGGGUUCAAAAUCAUGCUAGGAAAGCUCUUCUCAAAGCUUGUGGAGGCAUUUUCUGGUAAAGGAAUUGAUUGCAGCCAAUUCAUUGAGCAAGAGAAAUGAAUAGGCAUAGCAAGGCAUUCCUCCUAUUUUUGUAAUUUUGUAUGAUAUCAACGUGUUCUUGGUGAUUUUCAGUCAAAUACAUAAUCUCAAAAAACAAUAAUGUAUUGUGGGUUGCGAAGACGGCAAAACUUUAAAUAAUAAAAUAAAAUUUGGAUUGGUGUGUAAAUGAUUUUA